CGGACAAUUGUCACCCCUAGUAUCAGUCUGAAAAUUCAGUGUUUCAUUCGGUUAUAAAUUAGAAGUACAAACGAUUUCGAAAGAAAAUUUCUUUAAAAAUGCCGUGUGUUGGAUGUGAAAAAGAAUGCAAAUGCACUCCCGAAAGGUGUUGCGAAAGCUGCAAGUGCCAAAAUCCCGGACAAUGUGGAUGCAAUUCCUCGAAAGCCUCCUCCUCGGGCGGAUGUUGCAAGAAGGGAGGCGACACCGCUGGAGGCGAUGCCAAGGGAAAGUGCUGCGGAGGCAAGAAGUAGAAGCCAAAACCCAUUUAAUGCCAGAGAAAAAUGCUUUUUCGUUCCAUUUAUUUUUCGAUGGCCAUAACUGCUAGUGAGCUGUUAUUAUUAAAUACAUUUAUUGUUUAAUCGAAACAAAA
Messenger RNA from Drosophila rhopaloa, 409 nucleotides. Its product is annotated as metallothionein-2. The transcript has 2 exons. Lineage: Eukaryota; Metazoa; Arthropoda; Insecta; Diptera; Drosophilidae. Bases 99 to 290 code for a protein of 63 amino acids. The record is from RefSeq and is a predicted model, not a curated record.